UGUUGCAUUGCAUGCUAUCUGAACUCCGCUGAAAAGCUCCGCACAUCACCGAGCUGACAGCAGAGAGAGACGGAUAAAAAACAGCGACAUCCCGCUGGGAGAAGAAGGAGAAGGAGCAGCCGUCCGGGGAGCUUAAACCAAACAUAUUUCCAGCUGCUGGAGUUACCUGUUGGUGUCUGUCUGUGCAGGGGGAUGGCAGUUCCGUACGAGGGCCAGUCUUUCUCUGCGCUGAGGAGGCAGUGCCAGCAGAAUGGACGUCUGUUUGAAGACCCUCUGUUCCCAACAUCCGACCAGUCUCUGUUCUACCAGAGCAACCGCAUCGGCAGAGUCACCUGGAAAAGGCCAAAGGAGUUAAGCAGCAACCCACAUCUGUUCGUGGACGGCAUCAGUGCUCACGACCUGCACCAAGGCCAGCUGGGAAACUGCUGGUUCGUGGCCGCCUGCUCCAGUCUGGCUUCCAGAGAAGCUCUGUGGCAGAAGGUGAUUCCUGACUGGAAGGACCAGGAGUGGGAUGAAGAAAAACCGGAGUCCUACGCCGGGAUCUUCCACUUCCGGUUCUGGAGGUUCGGCGAGUGGGUGGACGUGGUGAUCGAUGACCGACUGCCCACGGUGAACGGAGAGCUGGUGUACUGCCACUCCAACGACAGCAACGAGUUCUGGAGCGCGCUGGUGGAGAAGGCCUACGCCAAGAUGUGCGGGUGCUACGAGGCCCUGGAUGGGGGCAACACGGCCGACGCUCUCGUGGAUUUCACCGGGGGCGUGUCUGAGCCGAUGGACUUGAUGGAGGACGGGUUCAAAGAAGAUGAAGAGAAACGCAACGAGCUGUUCGAGAGAGUCCUGAAAGUCCACAACAGAGGAGGCCUCAUCAGCUGCUCGAUCCGGGCAAACAGUGCGGCGGACAUGGAGGCCAGGCUGGCCUGCGGCCUGGUGAAGGGUCAUGCCUACGCUGUGACAGACGUCCGCAGGGUGAGGCUGGGCCACGGCCUGCUGGCCUACUUCAAGUCGGACAAACUCACCAUGAUCCGCAUGAGGAACCCCUGGGGACAGAGGGAGUGGAACGGGCCCUGGAGCGACAGCUCUGAAGAGUGGAAUAAAGUCAGUAAGAGCGAGCGGGAGAGGAUCGGCGUCACCGUGCAGGACGAUGGCGAGUUCUGGAUGACGUUUGAUGACUUUAUCGCCAACUUCACAGACCUCAUCCUGUGUCGUCUCAUCAACACAUCCUACCUGAGUUUACAUAAGACCUGGGAGGAGGCCGUGCUGCGGGGCUCCUGGCGUCGCCACGACGACCCGCUUCUCAACCGAGCCGGGGGCUGCAUCAACAACAAGCACUCCUUCCUCCAGAACCCGCAGUACGUGUUUGACGUGAAGAAGCCGGAGGACGAGGUGCUGAUCUGUUUGCAGCAGAAAGAUCGCAGAGCCACGCUGAGACAGGGACGAGGAGAAAACCUAGCUAUUGGCUUCGACAUACACAGGGUAGAGUUAAACAGGACCUACCGGAUGCACGUCACCCAGCAGAAGGCUGGUGGGAGCAUCUACAUCAACUCAAGGUCUGUGUUCAUACGCAUUGACCUGAAGGAGGGCCGGUACGUCAUCAUACCCACAACCUUUGACCCCGGCCUGGAGGGAGACUUCCUGCUCCGCAUCUUCACAGACGUGCCCUCUGACUGCAAGGAGUUGACUCUAGACGAGCCACCACGCACCUGCUGGUCCGGGUUGUGUGGUUAUCCCUCUCUGGUCUCUCAGGUCUACAUACUGAGGGCAGAUGGACUCGCAGGACAGGACUCUGAUGGAGCGUCGGACCCCUACGUGAUAAUCCGUUGUGAAGGAGAGAAAGUUCGUUCUCCGGUCUAUAAAAACACUCGCAGCCCUGUCUUCAACACAAAGGGGCUCUUCUACAGGAAGAAAGCCAACCAGCCAAUCAGCAUCGAGAUCUACAACAACAACGUGUUGAUGGAUUCCUUCCUGGGUCAGGUGACGUUGCCAGCUGAGCAAGGCGAUUUCCAGCAGACGCUCCACCUGAGGGACAAGGGUGAUCGCCGUGACAACGACCUCCCUGGAACCAUCACCGUCGCCGUAGUAACAAGUACGGUGCUCACCAACAUCUGAGACAGCUGUCAGAUAUGUUGCUGUGUCAUUUAAGUUUUAAUUAAGUUACCAGUUUACAACUAAACCUUGCGAGAAGCUGCGGCUGUCGGGGGAAAUGUUCAGCAGAAAUAGAUGGUUUACUUUUUGGACAACUAAGUUUACUUAUAGAAGAUUACACAUCCAGCAAGAAAGUAGAGAUCAUCAGAGGCUGUGAUGAAAAAUACAAACACAGGACACCUGAUUCUCUCGCUGUGCUUCAGCUCGAUGCCCACAAAUACCUGUUUACAAAAUGAUUUACAGUACCUGUACUGGUUGAUCUGAAUGUCCUGAAAACAAGUCUGAGACACAAACAAUCUCCAGCUAGUUUAGAAACAUUCUUCACAUGCGUUAAGGUGACUUUUUCCUCCGAUCGGCUCUCAUUUCCAUCAUCUGCUACUUCCUGUCAUUUUUAUUCUGCUGUUUAAAGGUACAAUCUGUAAGUUUAAAAUGUGCCAAAAAAAAAGAACUUACAUUAUCAACAGAACAUGAAGAAGUAACUGUUAUCUGAAAGACGUCUAUGUGUUGCGUUGCAGACAUAUCUACUGAAGUUAGCAUGCUAACCAGCUAGCUGUGGCACGUCUUGUCAUGUAAAACCACUUUGUACCUGAAGAGGCGACAGUUUGAUGAUCUCUUUCAGAGAUAAAUGCGAGUUUGCUACGUUUCACAAGCCCUCUCAGCUUUUCUACUAAGGCGAUGCUUUUGCCGCAGUGUAAACACCAACAAUCUAGCUAGCUGCAUGGCUAACUGAGCUAACGGCAGCAAGUAGCUUUAGCUAAAGAUAACUACAGCAAAGGGUAUCUUGAGCAGCAGUUAGCGGUUGCUGUGGUGAUACGCUGCCCCCUGUUGGUUUGGAGCGACCUUUGUUCUGUUUUAUCUUAUUUUUCAACUCUUUUAAAAUACUAUUUGUGUCUUUUUUAUUACCUUCUUUUAUACUUUGCCUCAGUCUUUCAUGUCUUCUGUAAAGCACUUUGUAUUACGAUUACAAAUAUAUACAAAUGCCUUGCCUGGUAGCAUAACGCCAUGUUUAAACAGAGCCAGCUACUGGCAAAAAUCCUCCAUUGUGGCAUUAGCUGGAUUAAAUAUGUCUCUACUGAUGCAGCAUCCUGUAGCUAACAGGCUCCCAGGAACCACGCUGAGCUGUCAUGAUGGGAAUAUAAAGAAGUGAGAAUAUAAUGCUACGAAUUACCAAUCCUAUGUCAGUGAUCCUCAUGGUGACCUACAUGAAGACCCUGAAUGAAUUACUUGUAUUCGAGUCUUUGCCUCAUGUGUUUACACCAACGCAUCUUGUAACUUACUUGGUCAGAUGAAGUAUUUCAUUGCACUGAUAUUCAACAAUAUCUGAUUAAAACCUCAUUUCUGUUCAGUCUUUGACAUUUUUUGGCCACAAUGGGGGAGGUUAAGAUUCAGGAGUUUCCUUUAGGAAACACUCUUAGAAAUGUGGAGUAUAUGUGAGGUCUCUGUCUAAAUUAACUCUACGAUGCCACUAUGAUUUUAACACAUUUCCAUUUACUCGCAUGUUUGCAUAUUUAGAAUAAUUAGUCAUCUUUGUGUUUACUUCAUUCAUUGUAUUUCACUGCUCAUGUAAAGUGAUAAUUGUACAUUUUAUAACUGAUGUGUUUAAUAUGAACAUGGAAGAAUACAUUUAACUGUAUUCAUGCUGAAUUCAUGACGUCAUGAACUCUCUCUCAUCGUCAACCCUACAUUUCCCAAAUAAAGACAGUGUGUAGUCUUAACUCUUAGGAAGGUUUAUGCAUGACGCUUAUUUUAACAGGGAGAAUAAAUGUGAAAUUAGGUCAAACUUAGAUUUGUGACAUAUAUCAAAUAAAACGUUUCUAGACCUCGAACAUUUCUCUGAUACAAAGACAGUCCACUCACAGCUGAUGUCGUCUGCGUCUGCUUUCAGCGACAGCGUGUCUGGAAGUGAAGGAAAGAGAGAAAACAGGCGUCUCUUUACAGUUGUCUUUAUUUUGCCAGGAAAUAAAUUAUUCAACUUUAAAAAAUAUUUGAAACAAGCAAAACAACGCAGCACAUCAAAGUAGUUGAACUAUCUGCUCCCACCCCGACAACACAAAGUUCCAUGUCUUUACGUGAUGUAGUGGCAAACAUUCAGCUGGUUUAGGCUGUGACCGAUUGUGUUUACUUCAAGUUUGUCAUUAUGCAAGGCUACAGGUAAGUCCGCCCACCUGCGCAGGCCGGGCUGAUGGGCAGGUACACGGUUUCAAAUGAUAAAAACACAGCAACCAAAGCCCGCUCCACAGGAUAAAAACCACUUUCAGCCCCGUAAAACUCAUCUCAAGGUAAACCAGAUGUCUCCGAUCAGGAUCAAAUGACUGAAAAAGCUACAGAAAGGUUUCAGUUUCACCAGCUAAUACUGAUGACUGAUUGGACAAAAUAGAACACAUUCUACGAUUGUAUAUCAUGGUUUAAAAUACAGGAUGUCUUAUAAAAGGGCAGUAAAAUAAGACCAGUACUUGUAUUUCAAUAAACGUUACCUUGGAGGGAAGUGGCAUGUUUGUAUGCUGUAAAUACUUAUAAAAAAAAAAAAGUUAAAACACAGUUUCUGUUCAGUUUAAAGCUCGGGUCUGAAAGCUGUACAGUCGGUGUUGAUAAAGCAGAUGGUGAAGCUUGGUGUGCUGUAACAGAAAACUCUGAUGCAUCAUUCAAUAUGAUGACCAAAGUAUAAAAAAAAAAAAAAAAAAAAACAGUGAUGUGUUAGUGGCACAAGUCAAAG
Molecule: messenger RNA, 4855 nt
Organism: Chelmon rostratus (copperband butterflyfish)
Lineage: Eukaryota; Metazoa; Chordata; Actinopteri; Chaetodontiformes; Chaetodontidae
Product: calpain-5-like
Exons: 13
Coding region: 193-2106 (637 amino acids)
Biological process (GO): proteolysis
Cellular component (GO): cytoplasm
Molecular function (GO): calcium-dependent cysteine-type endopeptidase activity
Source: RefSeq, a predicted model, not a curated record